Molecule: messenger RNA, 1760 nt
Organism: Aedes aegypti (yellow fever mosquito)
Lineage: Eukaryota; Metazoa; Arthropoda; Insecta; Diptera; Culicidae
Product: NADH-ubiquinone oxidoreductase 49 kDa subunit
Exons: 1
Coding region: 202-1608 (468 amino acids)
Biological process (GO): mitochondrial electron transport, NADH to ubiquinone
Molecular function (GO): NADH dehydrogenase (ubiquinone) activity; NAD binding; quinone binding
Source: RefSeq, a predicted model, not a curated record
AGUCAGUCCGCCUGGCAGGCUGGACUGAUUGACAGCCGACGUCCAUCUCGUUUUGAAAAAUUAGCAAAAUUUUGCUGAAAAUCGAAAAGCCUAAAAAAGUGAUCCUCGCAACGUCUCCGACGUAGAGUUGUGUGUCCUUGUGUUCAUUGGAAUCGCCAGCAAGACCGUAGGCAACAAUAGUCGCGUUCGCCCGCCGGAAGGAUGGCUUUCUCGGUGCUAAGCUCGGUGGCCAAAAAGGCAGCUGCCAAUGUUUAUGUAACCAAUUGUUUGUUGAAGAAUGUUGGGGCUUUAUAUAAUUCCCAGCAAGUGCGGAACGCCGGCAAGUGGUAUCCGGAUGCGGAGUUCGUGAACCAGUUCAACUCGGCGGUGAUGUACCCGGAUGAGGUCACCUCCAAGUGGAAGAUCCCCCCAUGGAACAGCAAGAUUGCCCCGGUGGAGAAGACGGUCCGCAAUGUGAAGAUCAAUUUCGGUCCCCAGCAUCCGGCAGCUCACGGUGUGUUGCGUCUGGUGUUGGAACUGGACGGUGAGACGGUCAUGAGAGCCGAUCCGCAUAUUGGACUGCUGCAUCGCGGCACGGAGAAACUGAUCGAGUACAAAACGUACACCCAGGCUUUGCCGUAUUUCGAUCGGUUGGAUUAUGUGUCCAUGAUGUGCAACGAGCAGUGCUAUUCUUUGGCGGUUGAAAAGCUGCUGAACAUUGAUAUCCCCUUGAGGGCCAAGUACAUUCGUGUGUUGUUCGGAGAGAUCACCAGGAUUCUGAACCACAUCAUGGCUAUUGGAACUCACGCUUUGGAUGUGGGAGCCUUGACGCCGUUCUUCUGGCUGUUCGAGGAACGUGAGAAGAUGAUGGAGUUCUACGAGCGAGUUUCGGGGGCUCGUAUGCACGCUGCGUACAUCCGUCCUGGUGGUGUCUCGCAGGAUCUUCCUCUGGGACUGCUGGACGAUAUCUACGAGUUUGCUUCCAAGUUCGCCGAGCGUCUGGAUGAGGUCGAAGAUGUCCUCACCACCAACCGUAUCUGGGUUCAGCGAACUCAGGACAUCGGAAUCGUUACGGCCGAAGAUGCCCUGAACUAUGGCUUCAGCGGUGUCAUGCUUCGUGGAUCGGGCAUCAAGUGGGAUCUUCGCAAGUCGCAGCCGUACGAUGCUUACCAUCUGGUUGACUUCGACGUCCCGAUCGGAACCAAGGGCGACUGUUACGAUCGUUAUCUGUGCCGUGUGGAGGAAAUGCGUCAAUCGUUACGUAUCAUUGACCAGUGCUUGAAUCAGAUGCCGGCCGGGGAUAUCAAGACUGACGAUGCCAAGUUGACUCCACCGUCGCGUUCGGAGAUGAAGACCUCGAUGGAGGCCUUGAUCCAUCACUUCAAGCUGUUCACCCAGGGCUAUCAGGUGCCUCCUGGCUCGACCUACACCGCAAUUGAAGCCCCGAAGGGAGAGUUCGGUGUCUAUUUGGUGUCGGAUGGUUCUAGCCGCCCGUAUCGGUGCAAGAUCAAGGCUCCGGGCUUUGCCCAUUUGGCCGCGCUGGACAAGGUGGGCAAGCACCACAUGUUGGCUGACGUUGUGGCCAUCAUCGGAACGCUGGAUGUUGUGUUUGGUGAAAUCGAUCGCUAAGGGGAAAGGGCUAUGGUUGCAGAACGGGGAUAAGCGUCAAACGAAAAACGAACAUGAUGCCCUGCGCGGAGAAUUUAACAAUUUAGAAAGCAUUAUGUAAACGACCCAAAAUGUGCGAGAAUGGUUCAAUAAAUGAAUUCGUUACUACUAAA